UUUGUUAAUCCCAAAAGCAAAACUUUAAAUUAAUUACAUAAUAUUGAGUUCCCUGUGCUACUAUUAAAAAAAACAAAACACCAAACCCCACAAAAACUCCUUUUUACAUACAGUUCAUGUCUCCUUGACAAGCUUUUUCUGUACAGCUAUUUCAGACAGUGGUUAAGUUCAACACCCUGAGUUUGGGCUCUUGACACUUGGAUAGUAGUGGAAGAAGGGAGAUAAUACAGCUAGUCUGGAUGUUGCCUCUUGGACAGAGACAGAUGCUGCCUGAAAUUAUCAGGGAGUUUUGAACAACUUGACUCUAAAGCAGCAGGAGUCUUGCUGUCCUGUACCAACAGGUUUUACGCAGUGGCCAAUACCUUUUUGAGUGUGUUAAUAUGUAAAUCAAUAGAGAAACAUACUUACCUUUUAAUUAAGUUUUAAAUUUAUUAUUCUCUUGAGGUGAGUGCUUGUUGGAGAUAUUGCAGGGAAGUAUAGGGGAGGUUGUUUAUUUGCAGGCUUUUAGUUGCAUCUGAUAAUGGCUAUGAAGUUAAUUUUUUUUUAUUGAGAACUUAGAUUCUGAGGCGCUCUUGUACAUCACUUAAUAGAAUUAGAAGAAAUGAUUGCUGAGAUGGGCAUAUUCUUUAUGGUAACAAAGGUCCACAUAGUUUGUUUAUCGCUCUAGGGAAGAACCUGGAAUCACACGCAGCACAUCUUACACAUUAUUGUAUUGCAUGGGAAAACUCUUUCCUUCUUUAGUAUGUUAAUAGAUUACAGACUGGACUGCUCUGCCAACAGCCCCUAUGUCUUUUUGCUUGUGGACAUGAUAAUGGCUAUUUUAACCAAGAUCUCUUCUCAUCAAUGUUCCCUUCCUGUAUCAGUCUGCUAUUUUGGGAAGCAAACAACCAAAGCCUUUUCUUCUAAAAUUGUCAGGUGGUGCUCUAACUUCUACUGUAUGGACUCUUGCUCAGUAGCAUGGGAGAAGAGGAAGGACUACAUCAAACACAAUUACUGAGGUUAAGCAUGCCAGUAGAAACUCGUGAGGAGCGAGGAGAAACUGCCUCUCCAGUAGGUGAAAUACAGCCGUUGAGAUGUUUGCUUCUGUGCGAAGCAGCGGCUCCUGACUUCCAUCAAGUGUGGAGCUUAAUGGGAGCCAGGAGCUGGGAGCCCCUGCCUCUCCGAUGCCAUGACUUGUGGACCUGCUCACCCCUGGUUCCCGAGUGCCGUCUUUGGGACCCAGUCCAUAUGCUCCUGACCCUUGUUGUACCACACUGGCCAUUCUAUAACCUGGACACAAUGUUUGUGCGAGGAUUAAAGAGAAAAUGUUUUGAUGGCGAAGAAGAUAUUGAAGGAACUCUGGCUGGUAUUAAGGCUAUUCCUUCAUAUAAUCUUCAGCGGCAGUCACUUUUAGAUAUGUCCUUGGUUAAACUUCAGCUGUGUCACAUGCUGGUUGAACCUAACCUUUGUCGUUCGGUACUUAUAGCCAACACGGUACGGCAGAUCCAAGAGGAAAUGACUCAAGAUGGGACUUGGCAGAUGAUAAAUACACAGAGUACAGGGCAGGCAUCCCUGGAUCGUCUUGUUUCAACAGAUAUCCUCUGUCGUUCAUCUAGGGAGCAAGCUGAGGGAAAGCAUGUUCCAGGCUAUAGUACUUUCAAUAAAGACUUUGAGGGUGACCAGGCACAAGAUAGUUCAGAAACUAUGUCAGCAGCCUCUUCAGUGCAAGCUCCGAGAAACAUGCAGAGCAACAUAUGGGAAAUGGAGAAUCCACAGGAAAAUAAAGGAAACUUUCAAAAAUCAUUAGAUCAAAUAUUUGAGACACUGGAGAAUAAAAGUCCUAAUUCUGUUGAAGACCUGUUUUCAGAAGUUGACAAUUCUUACUAUGAUCUUGAUACUAUGUUAACAGGCAUGAUGAGCAACACAAAAAUGGGACACUGUGAUGGGCUUGAAACGUUUUCUUCUCCCACAACCGCAGCUUCUAACUCUAAUUGUAAAUCUGAUCUUAAUGAGCUUGAUCAUAUUGUGGAAAUCCUUGUUGAAUCCUGAAACUCCUUGUGUAGGGGAUAAAGAUCUGUUAAUAGGAAGAAAAGACUCUAGAAAGCUAUUUCCACAGUUUGUUCUAUCAAAUCUCUGCACAUGUAUUUUACACAUAUCUAUAUAUUAUAUAGAUAUAUAUAUAUUAAAAAGCACUUCAUAUUGCAAAAUAGUGUUAACUCUUGAAGUUAACCUGCAACUUGUAGUGUAAUCCAAUUUAUUGCCCAUUGAACUGUAAGUACAUACGGUAAAUAUUUUUUAAGUUUGGGGUCCAAGGCUCUUGAAAUUGGGUUCCCUUUACCAAUUUGUUUCAGCCUUUGAUGGAGGAUAUACUCAGUGAGAGAGAUUCUCUCAUCUUUUUCUUAUACUCCUCCCAGUAAAAAUGGUAAUAAACAUAGAGAGAAGUUGGGUAACUGGUUUCUUAUUUUCCUCCGGUUUCCACUUUGUUACACCACAGAACUUCUACCAUAUCUGCUGCUUCUGUUCUAAGUCGCUACAUGGCUCUUAAAGAGCAGUAUGCAAUAGUUCUUGUUAUCCUAGCUAGCUUAUUCGUGGUUUUGCCUACAAUUUUUACUUCAAAAAUAGUUUUAAAGUGUUUAUUGGUGUUUAGAUUUUUCCAGGUAUUUUCCUAAAAUAUAUUUUUACUACAGAUGUUAUGUCAGCUGCUAACUUAGUAACUUUUGAUCAUAUCUGCAGUUGAUGUAUUUUUUGAAAGAUUUUCAAAAAGGGAUGUUUUUUUUACUGUGAGCUACCCAAUGUAGUUCAGUAAAGUGUAUGUAAAUGUAAAUAUAUGAUUUUAUACUUUACAUUAAAAUGUAAGAGCUGUUUUCAUGAUUCUGUUUUAUAGAGUAGUACUUUACUAAAUUGAGAAUUGUACAAUUAUGCUUUCAUACCCCGUAUACUUGAGUAUCAUUAGAGUAAGAGCUUUGAUCCAGCUAGAUACAAUUACAUUUAAUUCAUUUCAGACCAUGCUUUUUUUAACUAUGAACCUAAAUUAUGUAGGUUUUUAUUUAUGUGUAUUUAUAUGUAAAUGUCAUCAAGUGAAUUGUUUAUCACUGAAGUCUACCAUCAAAUAUUUGUUUAUAUGGGAUAACUAUCUUGCACUAAUUACUACAAAAAGUGUUAUUAGUGGCCUUUAAAUAUCAACUGGUAUGUCAUGAUGUCUUGUCAUAAUUAAUAUGCUCCACUCUUACCAAGGGUUUCCUCUUGGCUUUUUUUAAUAACAAAAAAAUAAUACAACAUGGGAUGGUGUUCUGUUCUUAAAGUACUCACAUUAGGAGUGUAUAUAAUUAAGCUUACCCCAAUGAGACUUUUUCAGGGGAAAGAGUUAGAUGAAGUACAGGGUAGGAUUUUGUUACAAAAUGAAAAUGUUUACCUUCACAAGCAGGUACUGGGGAAGAGCCCUCAACUAGCAGGGAGGUAGAGAAGAGUGAAAAGGUUGAUUGGUUUCUGGACUGUGUUAGCAUUGGUUGUGCCAGGGGAAGACACCUGCCAGUAACUUGGUAGUUUUGUGUAGACUGAACCCAGCAAGUAGCUGAACAUGAAGAGACUACGUUCUGCGUCUGACAGACUCUGCCUUCCCACAAGUGGCCUUACCUACUGUGCACUGCCCUUUUCAGGUUCUGAAACCCCUAAAAAGGAGAGGGUGGGGGCAGGGGAGUGUUUCCAGUGUCACCUCCGCAAAAGGAGACCACAGAGCAUAUGAUUUUAACAAGUGCUUUAGAAGGAUCUGGUUUGAGGAAAAAUGCUAUAUUUUUCAAACUCGACAGCUGAAUGCAUAUUAGCACAGUUGCAUGAAACCAUGCAGUUGGUGUGAGUCUUUAGUGGAUUUGAAAAUGUUUCUUGUAUUAAACUUGGCAUGAGAUAA
Molecule: messenger RNA, 3883 nt
Organism: Tyto alba (common barn owl)
Lineage: Eukaryota; Metazoa; Chordata; Aves; Strigiformes; Tytonidae
Gene: CDCA4
Product: cell division cycle associated 4
Cellular component (GO): nucleus
Molecular function (GO): transcription regulator activity
Source: RefSeq, a predicted model, not a curated record